CUAGCAGGCAAGCAGCCAGCCAGCCAGGCAGGCAGACAGAGUUCUACCGGUAGCCAGUUGGUCCGCGUGCGUGUGCUUUGUGUGUCUUUUGUGUGAUUUGGGCAUUUAGUCUACACGCGUUGCGUGUAUCUCAAUUGCAUUUGCCUAGGGAAGGGGUAUCAGAUUCUGUUUACCUGCAUGCAUGGGGGAGUGAGACAUCCCGUGGCAGGAGUAGUCAGGGUGGGCUUUUAGGGACACAAAGAAUUGCAUUUGAUUGACACCGAAUUGCACUCACUUGUGUCUUUGACGGACCAGAGAACAUGCACAUACUACGUACGAUCGCCAGGAAACGGCACAACGGCUGACACUGUACGAUCGUACAGCGCCCAUCUCCACUUCUGAUCCAUAAACCGCUCCCAUAUGGUGCAGCUGGCGAUGGUAUCCGCCCUGUCACUGGCCUCUUUCCUCCUGCUGUCCGCCUCCCCCUCUCACACGGCUGCUGAUGCGGCACAAAUGAUCGAUGAGCGUCGGGCAGCAGAUGGCAGUGGCGGCCCUAUCGAUGCCCUCAAGCAGCAGGUAGAGACGCACUGCCAGGCGGGCACAGACAGACAAACGGAUGUGUGCAUGUGUGUACGGGAUUCUGCGUGGCAGUUUGAGGAGUUCUUGACGGCUCUCCAGGUCAAGGGUGAAUCCGAAGACAUCCAGCCACACACCCAGGAGCAGGACCAUGACACCGCUGCUGGUACGCAACACGCAAAUGCAGUGCGUGUGUCCAUCACGUGUGUGUGAGCGCAGGCAAGGACAUGGACCAGGAAGAGAGCAAGAAAGCCGCCAGGCUGACCGUCGACAAAGUGCGCAAGACGGUCAGCAAACUCAAGAAGGGCCGCCUUGUCAAGACCGCCAAGGCCACCAGAGAGCAGAGCCCGUACAGCCCCGAAUUCAUCGCCGGUUUUGACGCUUUUGUGGCCGAAGUCACCGCCAGUAUCGACGCAUUUCGGGCGGCACUCGGCGCUGAGAUCGGCGACGAGAUAUCUGUGCUCCUGGUGAGCAUCGAGGAGGACUUGGAGGCCAUCGAGGUGCUGGCUGCGACAGGCGGCGUAGACGUCAUCGAUGGCGACCUCGACAUUGACAUUGAGCUUCGUUCUGGCCGACACACGUGACUGACCUGAUGUGACGCGUCCAUGUUUGUCUGUCUCUGUAUGGAUGGAUUGAUGCAUCAACACACUGCAUGGGGAAAAAGGGCC
Vitrella brassicaformis is the source of this 1223-nucleotide messenger RNA. The record is from the annotation of a GenBank genome assembly. Lineage: Eukaryota; Vitrellaceae.